Molecule: messenger RNA, 2662 nt
Organism: Pseudophryne corroboree (corroboree frog)
Lineage: Eukaryota; Metazoa; Chordata; Amphibia; Anura; Myobatrachidae
Gene: PPARA
Product: peroxisome proliferator activated receptor alpha
Exons: 8
Coding region: 280-1704 (474 amino acids)
Biological process (GO): hormone-mediated signaling pathway; fatty acid metabolic process; cell differentiation
Cellular component (GO): nucleus
Molecular function (GO): RNA polymerase II cis-regulatory region sequence-specific DNA binding; zinc ion binding; nuclear receptor activity
Source: RefSeq, a predicted model, not a curated record
CUCCCCGGCCCGGGCGUCACAUCCGCUGCUGUCACAGGACAGCACAAACAAGGACGAACCGGGAGAGAAGGAGACCUGACCCAGCACCGGGGACACCUGCAUCCGGGACACCUGCACCGCGGCCAGUGCAUGCAUCUGUCGGGCUGCUGUACAUGAGAGGAAUGAUUGCGCAGAUGUCUCCCCCGCUAAUAUGAUGUCUGUAAUUGGGAUGCUGGUACCGCCAGGAUUUCCAACCUCUGCAGAAUAUAGGAUGUGUAAUGGUCACGGAAACAGCUUGCAAUGUCUGCCAUCAUGGUAGACGCCAAUGGAGAAUUCUGCUCCGUAACUCCCUUGGAGGACGGUGACCUAGGGAGCCCGCUGCCCGGGGAGUUCCUCCAGGGUAUUGAGGUCAUCCAGGACCUCUCCCAAGGCAUCGAAGAUGAUGGUUCCAAUUCGUUUAGUGCAGCCGAGUACCAGUAUCUCGGGAACAGCCCUGGCUCGAAUGGAUCGGUCAGCACGGACCUAACGGACACCCUGUCACCAGCAUCGAGUCCAUCCUCCAUCACCUUCCCCGCAGCACCGGGGAGUACGGAAGAGCAGGGUUGCAAGUCACUAAGUCUUGAAUGUCGAGUGUGCGGAGAUAAGGCAUCUGGAUUCCACUAUGGAGUACACGCGUGUGAAGGCUGCAAGGGUUUUUUCCGUAGAACAAUACGGCUGAAGCUGGCAUAUGACCGGUGUGAACGGCUCUGUAAAAUACAGAAGAAGAAUCGAAACAAGUGCCAAUAUUGCCGGUUCGAGAAGUGCCUUAGUGUGGGAAUGUCACAUAACGCCAUUCGCUUUGGAAGGAUGCCUCGUUCGGAGAAAGCAAAGCUGACAGCGGAGAUCCAAACAUGUGACCAGGACACGAAGGAUUCCCAGAUGACCGACCUGCUGUCCCUGGCCAAGCUCAUCUACGAAGCCUAUCAGAAAAACUUCAAUAUGAACAAAGUAAAAGCCAGAGCAAUCCUCACUGGGAAGGGCAGUAAUCCACCGUUCGUUAUACAUGACAUGGAAACAUUAUGUAUGGCAGAAAAAACACUGGUCGCCAAGCUAGUGGCCAACGGUAUACAGAACAAGGAGGCCGAAGUGCGCAUCUUCCAUUGCUGCCAGUGCACGUCGGUGGAAACGGUGACUGAACUCACGGAAUUUGCCAAGUCCAUACCGGGCUUUACCGAACUGGACCUAAAUGAUCAGGUUACUUUGUUAAAGUACGGAGUCUACGAAGCCAUGUUCGCCAUGCUGGCUUCUGUAAUGAACAAAGAUGGGAUGCUAGUGGCUUACGGGAAUGGUUUCAUUACCCGGGAGUUCUUAAAGAGUCUACGGAAGCCCAUAGGGGACAUGAUGGAACCUAAGUUUGAGUUUGCCAUGAAGUUUAACUCUUUGGAACUGGACGAUAGUGAUAUAUCUCUCUUUGUUGCGGCCCUCAUUUGUUGUGGCGACCGUCCCGGCCUGGUGAAUGUACCUAGCAUUGAGAAGAUGCAAGAGAACAUUGUCCACGUUCUAAAGCUCCACCUGCAAUCUAACCACCCAGACGACGGGUUCCUCUUCCCCAAGCUCCUACAGAAAAUGGCCGACCUGAGGCAGCUGGUGACGGAGCACGCCCUCUUGGUGCAAACCAUUAAGAAGACCGAAACGGACGCAUCGCUCCAUCCAUUGCUACAAGAGAUCUACAGGGACAUGUACUGAGGGACAGCAGCUCAUUUUCGGGAUGUUUUUGUGUUUUUUUUUCUUCCUCCUAAUUCGUGUUUUUAGAUGGGAGCAAGGAUAUAUAGAGUACACAUAUAUUUUCAACCCAUGACGAGUUUGGGUUUUGUGCCUUCUACUUUGCCAGUGGGGAAAAAAAGGACAAUAAUUUCCGUCUGUUUUUAAAUUAUGUGUCGAAAAAAAUCCGUCUCCAUCGAACCUUUCACACUACACAAAGUCGACCGUCUUCCUUGUGAUAUUUAUAGAACUAAGAUAAAAUGUACAAUUUUACAAGAUUUUUAGAAAAAAAAAACAAAAACAAAAAACCUCCACAAAUACGUCUCCUGUCUGAGAACCCGUUGCCAGAUCCUCAAGGUCAGGUUAGCAAUACUCAUUCAGGUAUAUCUCAGGUUAGAGCUGAAAUCCUUGGUCUCAUGGUACAACGCCACAGUUGUGGAGAUACAUGGUAAAUACCGUUUCGCUUUAUUUCGGAUCAUGGAAGCUUCCGGAUGUCACUCACUCGUAUCUCUGGCUGCGGUUACUGUAGCUCGCUGCCGUCCACCCUGAUUCAUGAAGGCACAAUAGUGAAUUUGACAAUCGCUUCUCUUAAUAACGGACUUUAUAGGGAUGGUUAUGAACUGGAUUUAAAUGAAUCUCUCUCCGGUCAUGCGGUUCCUAUGUAGUAACCAUAAAGUAUACAACCUGGCUCAUGAUGACCGCCUCUGUCAGACCGCAGAAUGCGUGAUGUAACGCAAUGGAGGAUUCGGACACUUAUAAAAUUAUACCUCCCCCCCCCCCCCCCAAAUGGGGAGCUAGAGCUGAAGUUCUUUUCAGGCUUCCUAACACUAGCAAGAAAUAGAAAAGUAUAUUAUAUAGAAGUUUUAUGAAAGAUACAUAGAUUUAAAAAAAUAUAUAUUUGUGAGGUACUCUGAUGUACAAAAUAAAAUCAUUGUGUAAAGCC